Tetrahymena thermophila SB210 is the source of this 2784-nucleotide messenger RNA. Its product is annotated as kinase domain protein. The record is from RefSeq and is a predicted model, not a curated record. Gene Ontology annotation, cellular component: cytoplasm. NCBI's taxonomy places the organism in Eukaryota, Ciliophora, Oligohymenophorea, Hymenostomatida, Tetrahymenidae. The transcript has 2 exons. Gene Ontology annotation, biological process: protein phosphorylation. Gene Ontology annotation, molecular function: protein serine/threonine kinase activity; ATP binding.
AUGGGAGCAGCUGGACCUAAACUAUCUAAAUCUGAGGUAUAGCUCGUAGAUCAAAAACGAUAUUAAAGAGAGCCUAGUAUUCCAUUCGAUAUUCGCUAUGGAGACUAAGUCAAAAUAUACAAGUAGUUAGACUCUGCUUAAAGAGUAGCCAUAAUUUAAAAGGUUUUUGAUACAUAAAUGCAGUAUUAAGUGACAGUAGAUAUAUAAAAAUCAUUAUCCAAAUUGAAACAUCCAGGAUUAAUUUAAUUGCUUAAUAUUGUGACCAAGAAGAAAGAGUAGCUUUGUAGCUAAUUCUUCAAAGUAAAAUUUCUCUAUGAAUAUGUUGAUAAUGAUUUAUAAAAAGAUCUCGAAUAGCGCCGUUAGCUCGAAAAAGAUCUAAAAAGUAUUCCUUAAAAUUUUUUAACUUCUAUUGAAGACUUGAAAGUUAGUAACAGCACAUAUAAAAUUUUUUAUGAAGAAAGUGAACUGUGGUAUAUAAUGGCUACUGUAAUAGCAGUACUUUCAUAUUUAAAAGAAAGAAAUCUUAUUCAUGGUGAUAUACGCCCAUUUAAUUUAUGCUUAACAAAAGAUAAUGCAUUGAAAGUGAUGACUAUAAAUUCAUUCAUUCAAACAAAUUGGUCUUCCUAUAUGGAAAAGCUUGAAAAAUUAGAUACACAAUCUACAUAUAUUUCUCCUAUUUAGCUAGGAGCACUUCAACAUAAUAUAUAACGUCCAGUACACAACAUUCCAAAGUCUGACUUAUUCUGCUUAGGAGUUAUAAUUCUAGAAUUGUGCCUCCUCGAGAGUGCAUAGGACAUAUAUGAUUUUACCACUUUCAGCAUUGAUCUUUCUGCUCGAGUUAAAAAACUUAGAGAUCUUAAAAAAUAUUCUGAAGCUUUUAUAGAUUUCCUAUUACAGUUACUAGUUUUAAAUGAAGAGAAGAGAAAAAAUCCAGAAGAUUUGUAUUAAAUUUUAGCUGAACUUGCAAAAUCUUAGUAAAUCUCAGUUUCGAAUAGAAUUUUUUCUCAUGAAAGAGUAGCUUUACUUGUCAAUAAAUGGAAAUAAAAGAAUUAGCUGAAUGUAAAUUUUGAUGCAGUACUAACUUAGCAAAAUGCUGCAAAUAACCCAGCUCAAUAAUAAUAGUAAUAAAAGGCCUUAGAUUUAAUUUUAACUCAAUAAUAAGGAUUCGUGCUCCCAGAGAAAAUUUUUGAAAACGAAGGUGGACAAGAAAAUAAAAAUAAUGAAACGAUUGAUGAAAUGCCAAAUUAAGAGGAAGGAGAAAUAAUUUAAGAGUUGGGUUUAUUGUCUAAGAAUGAAAAUAGGGAUAACAACAGCAAUUCAUUUUCAAUCUAAAAAAGUGCAAAUAAUAUCUCUCCAAACCAAAGAUAAUCGGAAGAAAAUAAGAAUAAUUUAUCAAAUUAAAGCAUUCAUCAUCACAACAACAACAAUGAAAGUUUGAAUAGAAUUAAAAAGGAUCUAAGUGGAGAAUUUAGGAAUGUUGAAAACAAAGAAAAUAUAUUUUAAGGAAAAGGUAAUUAAAAUCACUUAUCUAACAAUAUUUCAGCCACAAAUUUAUUUGAUUAAAACAAUCUUAAUAAUAACUUGUAGCAGCAAUAAGGUGGAUUAUUUUCAAGAAGCUAAAGCUAGCAUUUUCCUAAUUAGCAGAAUUAAAAUAAUAAAUUAAAUUUUGGUAGCAAUAAUGUAUUGUAAAAUACUAGUAACUUAUUAUAGAAUAGUAAUAAUAAUAAUAAUAAUAAUAAUUUACUUUAAAAUAAUAAUAAUUUACUUGGUUAAUUUAAUAACAAUAACAACAACAUGUUUUUUGGAUAAAUUUAAUAAAACUAAUUUGGAUAGUCACAAUUCUCAAACAAUCUUAACAUGAACCAAGGAGGUAAUAUAAGUCAUUUUGGAGCUAAUUUGAACAAUUAAAAUUAAUUUGGAAGUAAUAAUAAUGGAGUCUUUGGCCUACAAAACUUUAAUAGCAAUCAAAAUAAUUAAUUUUAGCAGUUUUCAAAUUAAAAUAUUAGCAAAAACAGCUUUGAAUAAAAUGUAUAAUUAUUAAAUUAGUUACUAUAAUAUAGAAAUAUUAAUAAUCCAAAUAUGAUGCAAGGUUAGAUUAGUGAUUAGUAAAUCAAUUAGUUGGUAUUUUAAUUGUAACAAAUGGCCUCUCUUUAAUAACAAUAAAAUAUACCAAAUAAUUAAAUGCAGCAUAUUCCUUAACUAGAUUUUAAUUAGUUAAAUAAAAAUAAUAGUUUGUUUGGAAAUUUUGGUAAUAGCAAUUCUUAGCAAUUAAACAUGAGUCCAACUUUCAAUGGCUAGCAAAACAUUAACUUUUAAAUGAAUAGAGCUGGAGGUUACAGCAAUAACAACUAAAGCAAUUUAUUAGCUUAAAAUACUUCUUUCUAUUCAAAUAACAACUUUGGUGGAAAUAACAAUAUCAGUAACUUUAACAGUAAUAACAAUAAUCAAUUUUCUAGCUUGAAUUAGAACACAGUAUAAUAAAAUUAAAUAUAAGGAUAACUAAAUAUAUUGAAUACUCAGUAAUCAUUCAAUCCAUAGAAUAAUAAUAACAAUAUCCUAAUGUAAAACAACAAUAAUAAUACAAGUUAAAAUAACAACAAUACCAGUUAAAAUUAAAAUGCUAAUAUAUUUAAUGUGUUAAACAAUUAGCCAGCCACAUUUUCUAACACUAACAUUGGAAACAAUAAUUAAAAUUAAAAUCCAACACUAACCAAUAUAGCAGGUGGAGGUGGUCAAUCAUCCUAAACAAAUAUCUUCAGUAGGAAUAAUAGAAGCAUUUUUUGA